Molecule: messenger RNA, 3009 nt
Organism: Fulmarus glacialis (Northern fulmar)
Lineage: Eukaryota; Metazoa; Chordata; Aves; Procellariiformes; Procellariidae
Product: aggrecan core protein-like
Exons: 7
Molecular function (GO): signaling receptor activity; calcium ion binding
Source: RefSeq, a predicted model, not a curated record
ACAGGAGCAGAAGCAAAAGAGAUUUUGGAAAUCAGUGGAUUGCCUUCAGGAGGUGAAGACUCAUCAGGCAUGGUAUCUGGGAGUUUAGACAUCAGUGGUGAGCCUUCUGGGCAUGUAGACUUUGGUGGGAGUGUUUCUGGAGUGCUCGAGAUGAGCGGACACCCGAGUGGAGUGAUUGACAGCAGCGGAGAAGUCUCUGGAGUUGAUGUCACCAGUGGCCUACUGUCUGGAGAGGAAAGUGGACUCACCUCUGGCUUUCCCACAGUCUCUCUUGUGGAUACCACUUUGGUGGAAGUUGUAACACAUACAUCAAUUGCACAAGAGGUGGGAGAAGGGCCAUCCGGGAUGAUAGAAAUCAGUGGAUUUCCUUCUGGAGACAGAGGACUAUCUGGAGAAGGGUCUGGAGCUGUGGAGACUAGUGGGUUUCCUUCAGGGACAGGAGACUUCAGUGGAGAGCCAUCCGGGAUCCCGUACGUCAGUGAAGACAUUUCUGGAGCCACAGAUCUAAGUGGACAAUCUUCAUCAGUGACUGAUAUUAGUGGGGAGGCCUCAGGGCUUCCAGAAGUCACUUUAGUCACUUCUGAUUUAGUAGAAGUUGUGACAAGACCAACAGUAUCACAGGAACUUGGUGGGGAAACAGCUGUCACAUUUCCCUACGGUUUUGGGCCAAGCAGUGAGGCCUCUUCAUCUGGUGAACUAAGUGGGGAAACAUCUGCAUUGCCAGACAGUGGUGUAGAAACAUCAACAGCUUAUGAGAUCAGUGGUGAAACAUCUGCAUUUCCUGAACCUAGCAUAGAAACAUCAACAAUUCAAGAAAUCAGUGGAGAAACAUCUGCAUUUCCUGAAAUUAUCAUAGAAACAUCCACAAGUCAAGAAGCCAGGGGUGAAACAUCUGGCUAUCCUGAAAUUAGCAUAGAAACAUCCACAGUUCAAGAAGUAAGUGGGGAAACCUCUGCGUUUCCUGAAAGUGGCACAGAUACAUCCACCAUACAAGAAAUCAGUGGGGAAACGUCUGCAUUUCCUGAAAUUAGAAUAGAAACAUCCACCAUUCGAGACAUCAGUGGGGAAACGUCUGCAUUUCCUGAAAUUAGAAUAGAAACAUUCACAAGUCAGGAGGCCAGGGGUGAAACAUCUGGCUAUCCUGAAAUUAGCAUAGAAACAUCCACAGUCCACGAAACCAGUGGAGAGACAUCUGCCUUUCCUGAAAUCAGCAUAGAAACUUCAACAGUCCAUGAAAUUAGCGGAGAAACAUCUGCCUUUCCUGAAAUUAGCAUAGAAACAUCCACAGUCCAUGAAAUUAGUGGGGAAAGUUCUGCAUUUCCCGAAAUUAGAAUAGAAACAUCCACAAAUCAAGAAGCCAGGGGUGAAACAUCUGGUUAUCCUGAAAUUAGCAUAGAAACAUCCACAGUCCAUGAAACCAGUGGGGAAGCAUCUGCAUUUCCCAAAAUCAACAUAGAAACUUCGACGGUCCACGAAAUCAGUGGAGAAACAUCUGCCUUUCCUGAAAUUAGAAUAGAAACAUCCACAAGUCAAGAAGCCCGGGGUGAAACAUUUGCCUUUCCUGAGAUUAGCAUAGAAACUUCUACAGUCCAUGAAAUCAGUGGGGAAACAUCUGCAUUCCCAGAAAUUAGCAUAGAAACACCAACAAGUCAAGAAGCCAGGGGUGAAACAUCUGCCUAUCCCCAAACGAGCAUAGAAACAUCCACAGUUCAAGAAGUAAGUGGGGAAACCUCUGCGUUUCCUGAAAUUAGAAUAGAAACAUCCACAAGUCAAGAAGCCCGGGGUGAAACAUCUGCAUUUCCUGAGAUUACCAUAGAACCAUCCACAGUCCACGAAACCAGUGGAGAAGCAUCCGCAUUGCCUGCUGCUAACAUCGAAACAGCUGCCACAUCUUUGGCCGGUGGUGAGCCCUCUGGUGCUCCCGAGGAGAAGGAAAUUCCUGACGUAACAUCUGGAGCUGUGACACACUCGAUUGCAGGCAUUUCAGGGGAAACCUCUGUCCCAGACGUUGUAAUUAGUACCAGUACUCCAGAUGUUGAACCAACACAGGGACCCAGGAACCCUGAAGAGGCUCAGCUCGAAAUAGAGCCCUCCCCUCCUGCAGUGUCAGGACAAGAGACAGAGACAGCUGUUGUUCUAGACAAUCCCCAUCUGCUGGCCACCGCUACUGCUGCCCUGCCUCAAGUCUCACAAGAAGCAAUAGACGCAUUAGGACCCACUAGAGAAGACACUGAUGAGUGCCACUCAAGCCCCUGUCUGAAUGGAGCUACCUGCGUUGAUGGCAUCGACUCUUUCAAAUGCUUAUGCCUUCCCAGCUACGGAGGGGACCUGUGUGAGAUCGACCUGGAAAACUGUGAGGAAGGCUGGACCAAGUUCCAGGGCCACUGCUACAGGCACUUUGAAGAGAGAGAGACUUGGAUGGAUGCAGAGACCAGAUGCCGACAACAUCAAGCCCACCUGAGCAGUAUCAUCACCCCAGAGGAGCAAGAAUUUGUGAACAGCCACGCGCAGGACUACCAGUGGAUCGGCCUCAGCGACAGAGCUGUGGAGAACGACUUCCGCUGGUCCGACGGGCACUCCCUGCAAUUUGAGAACUGGAGGCCCAACCAACCCGACAACUUCUUCGCGGCGGGUGAGGACUGCGUUGUGAUGAUCUGGCACGAGCAAGGCGAAUGGAACGACGUCCCCUGCAACUAUCACCUCCCUUUCACCUGCAAGAAAGGAACAGUGGCCUGCGGGGACCCCCCAGUGGUGGAGAACGCCAGGACCUUCGGUCGGAAGAAGGACCGCUACGAAAUAAACUCCAUGGUGCGGUACCAGUGCAACCAUGGCUACAUCCAGCGCCACGUGCCCACGAUUCGGUGCCAGCCCAACGGGCAGUGGGAGGAGCCGCGGAUAUCUUGCAUAAACCGUACGUCUCGAGCCCUUCACCUUCGGGAUAGGGCUGAUGCAUCCCUGCAGCUGGGAGAAGGAGCUGGGAAUGAGGGGGAGCAUCGCCCUGGGGUGCAG